This is a messenger RNA of Clavispora lusitaniae ATCC 42720, 306 nucleotides long. RefSeq names its product mitochondrial 37S ribosomal protein mS33. NCBI's taxonomy places the organism in Eukaryota, Fungi, Ascomycota, Pichiomycetes, Serinales, Metschnikowiaceae. Gene Ontology annotation, cellular component: mitochondrion. The record is from RefSeq and is a predicted model, not a curated record.
AUGUCCCUUUUGCGGAAAGUCAACUUGAAGCAGCUCAAGGAAGUCAAGAGGCUUUCGGCAAAUAUCUUUGGCGAAACCUAUAACCCUGGUAACGUCAGAAACGGUGCUAAGGUUUUGCGUGCCCCACUAAAGGGACCGGAAGUUGUGUCGUGGUAUGGAGACAAUGAUGCUGCACCAACUUUUAAGGACUUCAAAGAGUGGUUUCCUGAGUUAAAAUUAGUUGAUCCAAAAGAAGCAUACAGAGUCAAAAUGGUGGCUGACAGAAAGAAAAGAAACAAGGGUGCGCCAAAGAAGAAGUCCAGUUGA